Microtus oregoni (creeping vole) is the source of this 3500-nucleotide messenger RNA. It is a transcript of the gene B3gnt5, whose product is annotated as UDP-GlcNAc:betaGal beta-1,3-N-acetylglucosaminyltransferase 5. The coding region runs from base 1 to 1134 and encodes 377 amino acids. The transcript has a single exon. The record is from RefSeq and is a predicted model, not a curated record. Gene Ontology annotation, biological process: brain development. Gene Ontology annotation, cellular component: membrane. Lineage: Eukaryota; Metazoa; Chordata; Mammalia; Rodentia; Cricetidae.
AUGAGAAUGUCUGUUAGUGGCAGAAGAGGCAAAAGAUGGAAAUUUUUUCAGCUCUUUGCCACUUGUUUUAUAUUAAGCUUCAUGGUUUUCUGGGGCCCGAUCAAUAAUCACAUUGUGAACCAUAUGAAGUCCUACUCCUACAGAUACCUCGUGAACAGAUACGGCUUUGUGAAUGAUUCCCUGUCUCUCAAGCACACCUCCGAGCAACCUCACUACCGAUACUUGAUCAACCACAAAGAAAAGUGUCAGACUCAAGAUGUCCUCCUCUUAUUGUUCAUAAAGACUGCCCCUGCAAACUAUGGCCGACGCUCUGCAAUCAGAAAAACAUGGGGCAAUGAGGAUUAUGUUCGGUCCCAGCUGAAUGCCAACAUCAAAAUUCUGUUUGCCUUGGGGACUCCUGCUCCACCAAAGAGAGAAGAACUGCAAAGAAAACUGAUUUGGGAAGAUGAAAAGUACAAGGACAUAAUUCAGCAAGACUUUGUUGAUUCCUUCUACAAUCUUACUUUAAAACUGCUCCUUCAGUUCAGCUGGACAAACAGCUUUUGUCCACAUGCCAAAUUCCUGAUGACGGCUGAUGACGACAUAUUUAUCCACAUGCCAAACCUCAUCGGAUACCUUCAAGGGCUAGAGCAAAUUGGUGUUCGAGACUUUUGGAUUGGUCAUGUUCAUCGUGGCGGCCCUCCUGUUAGGGAUAAAAGCAGCAAAUACUAUGUUCCCUAUGAAAUGUACCAAUGGCCAGCUUACCCUGACUAUACAGCUGGGGCUGCCUAUGUCAUUUCCAGCGAUGUGGCUGCCAAAGUCUAUGAAGCAUCGCAGAUGCUGAACUCCAGUCUGUACAUAGAUGAUGUGUUCAUGGGCCUGUGUGCCAAUAAAGUGGGGAUAGUGCCACAGGACCACAUGUUUUUUUCUGGGGAAGGUAAGGCUCCUUAUCAUCCUUGCAUCUAUGAAAAGAUGAUGACAUCUCAUGGACACUUACAAGAUCUGCAGGAGCUCUGGAUGGAGGCCACAGAUCCUAAAGUAAAGAACAUCUCAGAAGGAUUUUUUGGUCAAAUAUACUGCAGGUUAAUUAAGAUAGUUCUCUUCUGCAGAUUGAUUUACAGGAAUCCGUACCCUUGUAGGGCUGCAUUUGCUUAACAGCACUUGAAUACUCGUAUUCUCUGUCAUUGAGCUAAACUUGGAGGGGAAAAAAGUCUGCAAACAUUUCUCUACACCCUAAGUAAAAUGAACUGAAAGCAAAAAGAUCAUUUAAGAUCCCAGGGAAUUAAAAUAUUUCUUUGAUUACAGAAACUAUUCAAUGCAACACCUAAUUCAUGGCUUAAAUUCAUUUCAAGGAUUUCAGAUUCUAAAAGAUUUAGAUCAUGAGCAAAGGAAAAAGUAAAGCAAAAUUCAAGUUCUCACUUGGUGCCACCUGUGUCUUUGAGGUAUGAAGAGCAAUUGCGAUGUCUUAGUAUCAAAAUAAUGGUUGUGGGAAAUGCCUAACAGAUAAAUAAUGGAGCAUUUCUAAGAAAUUAAUGUCUUUAGAACAAGCAUUUCAAUUUAUUUUUAUUAAAAAGUACUUGGCGGAGGUGGACAGAUGGUAUAGAAGAAAAGUAUACCAACGUGAAGAAAGUUUUGUUCUAAUAAGGACAUAGAGGAAAAUGUCUACAGUCUUGUUAUGGUUGAAUCACUUAACACUGGCAUUCCUAUAAAUAUUUAUCUAGACAGUUCUGGCACCAUUUAAAAUAUACUUACAUAGUUUUCUCUAAUUUUUAAUAUCAAAUUUGAGAAAGUCAUCAGCUCUGCUCUCACCAGGAAAAUCUAAAAUUAUCAAGCAGGAGUAGUUCUUGCCCAUGAGAGCCCUCUCUAAAGAGAAAUUGCUGUCAACUCCAUUAAGCUGGUUUUGAUUUAAUGAAUGAUGCCAUGGAUUUUAAAGAAUUAAAUAUUGGCCUUUGCUUAAGGUAGUUGUUUGAAUACUGCUUACAUAGAAGAAUAUAAUAAGGGAAGAGACUUCAAGAAAAGACAGGGCUAGGGCUGUAACUCAAUACCCAACAAGAAAAGACAAAGUUGCAUAAAAAGACUCUUUUCCUUGUAACUUGUGAUGUGUUAGCUUGGAGUCCAAAUCACAGCAGUGAUUACUAGACUCAGUCCAUGACCUACCAGCAAGAUCUCAUAGGCCACAGAUUUUGUUCCAAACUGACUUUUAAUUUAAAAGUUUUUAAUAUGCUACCAUGUCUAAAUAAUCCAUUAUUUGGCUAAAUAACUAUCAGUGAUGAUCUUUUAAGUCUUUCAAACAUGGAAGCAGAGCAAGAGUGGUAGAGAAACUAACCAAACGAAGCUAAAAGGUUUGGUAAAGCUGCAUAUUAUUUGUAACCAGCGGUGAUUUUACAAAGUAGGAUGAAAAAUGUGCUGGAAUGUCGAUGAUGCACGAGCACAGAAAGGACUAAGAGACGUCCAUGGAUGGAGACAUGCAAUGCAGGCCAAACCAAUGACUUCAGCAAAAGCAAAUAGCCCGUUUAACAAACUUCAGACAGAGGCACAUGUUAGAGAGAAGCUCAGCUAUCAUUAGGAUAGUAUUGGAAAAAAAAGUAAAACAAAGCAAAACAAAAAACAAAAUCUAAGAAUUUCUCAGAAAACACAACUAAAUGAUACCUGUGUUUUUGCAGGUAGAUUUUUUUUUAAUGUUUACAGAAAUCUUUGUGAGUUUUUCUACUAUGAUAUUUGAAGCUUGUUUACACUGCUUGGGUAAUUUCUUACUAACCUCAAGAUGUGAUGUUAAGCAUUCUUAAGAUAGUUAUUUUUAGGAUAGAUUCAGGGUUUUAGAUUAUUACAGUUCAGAUUUUUCUGAUCCGUUUUUAAAAAAAAAAACUAGGAAACAAAGGUGUUAUUUGACAAGCAGUUUCAUAGCUAACCAGCACUCACCAGUUGGCCCUUUGAUAACUGCUGGCUUUGGGUUUUAUGUGCCCGAGUUUCAAUUUUGAGCUUUGAAAAGUUGCCACCGAUUAGAAAACAUAAUUUUCUUGUGGCCACUGAGGUGGUCUUGUUUACACUCAGUACUCUAUGAAGCAGUUAUUUAUUUGCUUGAUUGAGCUCUCUUGAACAGUGUUCAUCCUUUUUAUUUUUGCUUAGAAUAGAAUAGAACCGGUUUGAAGCUAAAGGAAUAUGAAGGUACUUUGUGUCUUUUGGAAUUGUUAGAUUAUUCCACCAACAGACCCAACGGCCUGAAAAGUGUGUAAAUGGAAUUAUUCUAGCCUUUUAAAAAGGAAGAAAAACCUUGGUGCUGAAUUGCAGUGUUGUUUUCAAAAUGAAAAAUAAAAUAGAAAAGGAAAACAAACUACUGGUCCCUUGAGUAAAAGAAAAACAUGUCUAUAUACAGUAUUAUUGCUUAAAAAAAAACUUCUUAAUUCUUGAUUGGUUUGCAUAUAUUAUUCAGCUAUUAGUUUUAUACCAAAAUGUUCAAUAUUUAUAUUGCUUGAGUUUCAAUCUUAUAUGGCAAAAUAAUUAGGAGGUCUAAAAAGUCUAUG